Physella acuta is the source of this 527-nucleotide messenger RNA. RefSeq lists its product as uncharacterized. NCBI's taxonomy places the organism in Eukaryota, Metazoa, Mollusca, Gastropoda, Physidae. The record is from RefSeq and is a predicted model, not a curated record.
AUCAUCUAAUAGACAAAAAAUGGAUUGCUCCGAUAUGUAUACUGAUAUAGACAAUACAAUUGAUCCUGAUCAAGCAGCAAAAUGCUCAACUACAAGAAACAGAAAAUUUUGUCAAAUUGAACCAAAAUAUAAGAACCCUGAAAUCCAAGAACUAAACGAGCUGUCGAUUGAUGACGAAUGGAAAAAUUGCAAGAAACCACAAGGCCAUUGUGGUUUCCUCCCCUGGCAGAAAUUUCUAGAAGAUCCAAAGUCACAUCUGUGUAAAGCUGGGAUAAAUGAUGAUGCCACAACAGUUGAAUCAUCAUUAAAACAUCUGGCGCUCUUGUUGUAAGACUUCGUGUUGGUUUUGUUAGUGGAGAUAGACCUGAAGAGUUGUAUAAGUCACUGUUUAAACAUCGUGAAACAGAAUUUAACAGGAAGUGGAGCUGUGAUCCACACAGAGCCCUCAAUUGAAAAAUGUCGAUGUUAUAAGUGUAGCAAGUCAACUGAGAAGACGACAACAACAUGGAAUGUUUACAUAUCUACAG